AUGGUCAAAAAAGUUGUUGACUCUCGUGUCCACACUCUCAUUAAAAACUGUGUGCAGACAAAGCACCGUUCUUUCUUUGUUGUUGUUGGUGACAAGGGCAAAGAUCAAGUCGUAAACUUGCACUGGCUUUUGUCUCAAGCUCAAGUCACUUCUCGUCCUUCUGUAUUAUGGUGUUAUAAGAAGGAGUUGGGUUUCACUAGUCAUCGUAAAAAGCGUGAAAACAAAAUCAAGAAUGAUAUCAAGCGUGGUAUCAGAGAUGUCAACAAGGAAGACCCUUUCGAACUUUUUAUCACAGUCACCAACAUUCGAUAUGCUUACUAUAAAGAAACACAAAACAUUCUCGGUAAUACCUAUGGUAUGUGUAUUCUUCAAGAUUUUGAAGCCAUUACACCCAACACUUUGGCUCGUACUAUUGAAACUGUUGAAGGUGGAGGUAUGGUUGUUCUCUUGUUGAAGAGCAUGAACUCUCUUAAACAACUUUACACAAUGACAAUGGAUGUUCAUAGUAGAUACCGUACAGAAGCUCAUAGUGAUAUUAUUGCUCGUUUUAACGAAAGAUUCAUUUUAUCACUUGGAUCUUGUGAAACAUGUUUGGUUGUUGAUGAUGAAUUGAACGUAUUGCCCAUCAGUAUGGGUAAGAACGUUAAGCCUUUAGCUAUCAAACAAUCUGACGAAAAGACACCCGAGGAAAUCGAACUUGCUGAAUUGAAGGAAUCUUUGGCUGAUACAGAACCUGUUGGAUCCCUUGUCAAGGGCACACGUACCAUUGAUCAAGCCAAGGCUGUGUUGACAUUCAUUGAAGCCAUUUCUGAAAAAUCACUUCGAAGCACUGUGACCUUGACUGCUUCUCGUGGUCGUGGUAAGUCUGCUGCUCUUGGUAUUGCCAUGGCAUCUGCUGUUGCCUAUGGCUACUCCAAUAUCUUUGUCACUUCACCUAGCCCUGAAAACUUGAAGACUUUGUUUGAAUUUGUCUUCAAGACAUUUGAUGCACUUGGCUAUGAAGAACAUCUUGAUUACGACAUUGUUCAGUCUACUAACCCUGAUUUCAACAAGGCUAUUGUUCGUGUCAACAUCUUUAAGCAACAUCGCCAAACCAUUCAGUACAUUCAACCUCAAGAUGCUCAUGUCCUUGGUCAAGCUGAACUUGUCGUGAUUGAUGAAGCUGCUGCUAUUCCUUUGCCUUUGGUACGUAAAUUGUUGGGUCCUUAUCUUGUCUUUAUGGCUUCUACCAUCAAUGGUUAUGAAGGUACUGGCCGUUCUCUUUCUCUUAAAUUGAUUCAACAAUUGCGUGAACAAUCCCGUGGUAUUACUGCUAAGGAGGAUGACAAUGAAGGCGUGGUUGUAGGCCGUGAUCUUCAAGCCAAGAAGACAGAAGGUGCUGAUGCAUCCUUGGGUGGCCGCUCCUUGAAGGAAGUCAAGUUGGAUGAACCCAUUCGUUAUGCUCCUAACGAUCCUGUUGAGAAAUGGUUAAAUAAGCUUCUUUGCUUGGAUGCUAGUGUUGUCUCCAAGAACAUCCAAGGUUGCCCUCAUCCUUCUGAAUGUGAACUCUUCUAUGUUAACCGUGACACUCUUUUCUCUUACCACCCUGUAUCCGAGACUUUCUUGCAAAGAAUGAUGUCUCUCUAUGUCGCCAGUCACUACAAGAACUCACCCAAUGAUUUGCAAUUGAUGAGUGAUGCUCCUGCUCACCAUUUGUUUGUCUUGCUUCCUCCUGUGAAUGAAAAGACGACUAGUUUGCCUGAUCCCUUGGUCGUUGUCCAAGUCUGUCUUGAAGGUGAAAUUUCUCGUCAAAGUGUCGUUAACUCUCUUUCUCGAGGUCAACGUCCUGCUGGUGAUAUGAUUCCUUGGCUUAUUUCUCAACAAUACCAAGACGAUGAUUUUGCCAGUCUUUCUGGUGCUCGUAUUGUUCGUAUUGCUACUCAUCCUGAUUAUGCCAAGAUGGGUUAUGGUUCCCGUGCACUUGAACUUUUGACAAACUUCUAUCAAGGCAAGACAAACAGUCUGAACGAAUCUACUAGCCCUGAUUACGACUCUCUCCCUCGUAUGGAAGACGAUGCAUUUGAGAAUGUGGAUAUCAAGACAGAUCAAGUCAAAAUACGUGAUCCUAGCAAGAUGCCUCCUCUUCUUACCAAGAUGAGUGAAAAGCGUGCUCAACGUCUUGAUUAUUUGGGUGUUUCUUAUGGUCUUACACCUGCUCUUCACAAGUUCUGGAAGCGAGCUGGUUUUGUUCCUCUCUACAUGCGUCAAACAGCCAAUGAAUUGACAGGUGAACACUCAUGCGUGAUGAUCAAGGCCUUGACAGACACUGAGGAUUCCCGUGUAGCCAAUGCUGCUUGGUUAGAUGCCUUUGCUCGUGAUUUCUCUAAGCGUUUCCUUAAUCUUUUGUCCUUCAAUUUCCGUGAUUUCACAGCUGUGAAUGCACUUAGUAUCAUUGAUGCUGCUAAACAAGGUCAAGAUAAAGAAGUUGAGAGCGGUCGUGACCUCAACAAGGAAACACUCGGUCUUUUCUUUACACCUUAUGAUUUGAAGCGUCUUGAAUCUUACUCAAACAACAUGCUUGAUUACCAUGUCAUUCUUGAUAUGAUUCCUACCAUUGCUGAACUUUACUUUAGAGGUGAAAUGCCCUCAGACAUCAAGCUUUCCGGUGUUCAAAGUGCCAUUUUGCUUGGUAUUGGUCUUCAAAGAAAACCUAUUGAUGAUCUUCAAAAGGAAUUGUCAUUGGCUAGUAACCAAGUCCUUGCCCUCUUUGUCAAGAUUAUUCGUAAAAUGUCUCAAUACUUUGCACAAGUAGAAGCCAAAGCAUACCAAGAGACUGUGCCUGCUCUUACAAAGAAGUCGAAUGAACCCAAAGAAGGAUCCAAACGUGAUAUUGCUGAUGACGAAGCUUGGAAGCCCUUGAAGGACGAUGUGGAAGCUGAUUUAGAAAAGGCUGGUGAUGAAGUUAUGACUGAAUUGAAGGCCAAGCAAAGAGAAUUGAUUGAUUCGCUUGAUCUGUCGAAGUAUGCUAUUGGUGGUACAGACGAAGAUUGGGCUACUGCAGAAGACAGAGUCAAGGUUAUUUCUUCUGGUAAAAAGGGUGGUGUCAGCUCUGUUGUGAGCAUUAAGAAUGAAAAAUCUUCCAAGAAGAGAAAAUUGGAAAGUGCUCAACAAAUGUCAGAGAAGGAAAAGAACCGUCAAAACGGUAAAGUCAAGUUGUCCAAAAAAGCCAAACGUUCAUAG
Messenger RNA from Gilbertella persicaria, 3219 nucleotides. RefSeq names its product GNAT acetyltransferase 2-domain-containing protein. Gene Ontology annotation, biological process: rRNA acetylation involved in maturation of SSU-rRNA. The transcript has 4 exons. Gene Ontology annotation, molecular function: tRNA binding; 18S rRNA cytidine N-acetyltransferase activity; ATP binding. Lineage: Eukaryota; Fungi; Mucoromycota; Mucoromycetes; Mucorales; Choanephoraceae. The coding region runs from base 1 to 3219 and encodes 1072 amino acids. The record is from RefSeq and is a predicted model, not a curated record. Gene Ontology annotation, cellular component: 90S preribosome; nucleolus.